AGCAGCAGGUUUGCUGAGACGCCACCCAGCUGGGGAAUGCACCUGCCCGGGCAGGAGGUGAGGGCUGCCGCCGGACCUCGGUGCUGCCGCGGCACCAGGAAGGGGAGCCUCGCCUGGGUCUUGGCAGGCACUCGCAAGAGGAAGGGAAGAGAUUUUCCCCGUGGGCUCCCUCGUUAGCUGGAUCCAGUGGAAGGAAAGCCAGGAAAAACCAUUGCUGCCAGCCUGGAGCAGGGAAGUGCCAGGUUGUCGCAUGUGGGCAGCGUCUGCUGCAGGAAGUCUUGUUGGACUCUCCCAGUCUCCAUGAUGCUUACGAAGUCCACAUAAAAGCUGCAUAAAACCCUUCCAAGGCUGGAAGUACAAGGAAGUACUGCAGGAGCCUGUCUCAUCCCCAGACUGCCCCUCCUAAACCCUGUGGAUGAAAGACACAGGAAAGGAAGGAGACAGCCUUGGCUGUUCCCCUGUGGUGCUGCUCCAGGAAUGCUCCAUCAUGUUUCACAGCCCUGCCUCAGUGGUGGGCUCAACCCCAGCACAUGGACCAUAGCUCUCCAGGCGGCACCACUGCAAAAGGAAAUUCCAUCAGGAUCCAAAGAAUGAGACUGAGACAUCACUGCUGGACAAAUGCAGCUGCCUUCACCACUGCUGCUGCACUGACCCUCCAUUUGCUGUAAGGGUCCAAAUUCAUCUGUGCCACCUCUGUGCCCUCUUCACCCAGCUGCCCACCAUGCCAGAGCUGGCAGAGCUGAGCAGCCCUCGCACCCCUGCGGAUGCAGACCACAUCCAGAGGAAUAUCUUGGAAGAGCAUGUGGAGCUCUGGUGGUUCCAGGACCCGAAGAAGUCCAUCCUGUGCUAUGGGAUGGCCGUGGUGCUGAUCCUGGCCUGCGGGAUCGGGGGCAUCAUCCUGCUGUACAGCACCAGCAGCCGGUCUGGAGAGUGGCGGCUCGCCGUGGGCACCACACUCUGCCUCCUGGCCUUGCUCGUGCUGCUGAAGCAGCUGCUGAGCUCUGCAAUCCAGGACAUGAACUGCAUCCGCAGCCGGGAUCAGAUCGAGCUCCUGAAAAGCGGAGGCUUCUCAGACUGCCUGGUGCUGCUGCUGAGCGCCCUGGUGCUGCUGGUCUGCGGGGUGGUGCUCACCAUCCUCUCCACCACCACCAUGCAGCUCAGCCCCGCGCGGCCUCUGGCCAGCAUGUUCACCAGCGGGGUCAUCCUCCUGACUGCUGGCAGUGCCAUCCUCCUCUGCCUGCUGCUAUACCUGCUGUGCACCUCGUGCCGCCGGGCGGCUCCUCGGAGCCUGGAGACCGGCGAGAUCCGCGUCUUCACCAUCUCCGGCCGCCUCGCUGGAAACAGGCGGCUGCCCCCCACCUCCAGCAUGGCCAACCUGAUCUGACCCAGGACACCUCUGUGUGAACCUUAGUGGAUACAACCUCUCAGUGAUGGCCUUUCCCCAAGGAAAGGCGAGAGCUGCAGUGUGCCCUGUGUUUCUGUUGGAGAUGACUGGCAUUUGCUUUGCCCCAGGCUGGUGGCACAGCACAGACUCGGGGCGCCUGGAUGGGCUCUGACCUGGCUGGCAUUUUAUCUCCACACAGCCUCCUGUGUCAGCUGCUGCUUGCCUGGCUGUGACCAUGUUACAGAGUGAAGGUGAGCCUAUCCUGUACCCCUGGGAACCCCAGUACUUGCUUGGUUCCUGCAGUAACUGUCAUACGCUCUCCUGGCAGGAGAGGCUGCAAUUGCAGGUGGUAUAAAACCAACCUGUGCUCUGUGCAGAGCCUCCAGCUCCUGAGUGAGGUAGAGCCUCUAGUAGCUGGUGAAUGGCAGGAGAUGUUUUGCAUGUGAGCAGGCACGAGAGAGCCUGGUGGGAGGUUGCAGGGGCUGCUCCCAAAAAAUCAUCAGUGUCUGUGGGAGUGAGUGUGGGAUUUGCAUAGGACUGUGUGUGUCAGAGCCACAGCAUGGCUGGACCUCACAUGAAAUGCUGUUUGUGUUUGCAAUGCCAGGAUCUGUUCCAGUGUUACAUGUCUGCAGCCCACCAUCACCUGUGGUUUAUCAAAGGGGAGAUCAAGCAGUGUUGGUGUCAAGGCCCUGAUGGGUUAUCUGUGCUGGACUGAGUGUUGGGGCUCUGUUAUCAUGCCAGGAUGCUCCAGCUACAAACAGCAAGGUGCAGUCGCUGGGGGAUGGUGAUAGGAUGCCCAAAUCCUAGGGCUGAGGCUGCCCUCUGCAAAAGCUGUGUGAGGGGAGAGUGCUGUGCCCUCCCACAGGAGUUUCCCAUGCAGAGGCACCUCUGCUGCCAGGAGCCCUGCAGCUCAUCCCAGUCCCUGCUUGUUUCCAUGCUGUUUCUGUCUCCCAACUGCUGAAGCUGCUCCAGGACAGAAAAGUUCCUCUACUGUCACUUGGGCCUUACCUGGAGCUUUUUUGGUGUUUCAUCUCUACAAGGUGUCUUGUUUUAUCAUCAUGGUGCCUCUACCAGAGGCAGACUAACAAUUCAUCCCAGGAACUUUUCCUGGGACUUAAGUCUAAUUUACCUGACAAAAUUCUCAUUUUCCUCAUAGACUCACUAACCAUUUCACUGCCCUUUCCAUAGACAUAGAUCCCAACCUCCUGCUGAAGUUGCUCCUGCAUGACCUCUUCCUCUUAGCCAGUUGGUCAGAGCAUGGUGCUAACACCACCAAGGUCACAGGUUUGAACCCCAUGUGGGCUAUUCUCUGAGGAGUUGGACUCUGUGAUCCUUCUGGCCCCCUUCCAGCUCAGACUGUUUUGUGAUUCUUCAUCUUAUGUGCUCCCAUCUUUCCUUCACCUGAGUUGCUCUGCCCCAGAUGUUAGUUUUGCUCAUUAUUUGCCAAGUGUCCUCUGCAAUGGAACAAGACUGAGCUAUUGUUUUUUUGGUAGCAAAUUCAUGUGGAAGAGGAUGGUAGCUGAUUCCCUUGCUAACAGCACAAAUCACUUUCCAUGUUACACCUGGUGGUAGUGUCGGAGCUCACCAUCAGCUGGUCAGUGAGGGCUUCACCCCUUCACAGCUCCAGACCAACCAUUCCCAAUGCAGUGAGAUCUCAUGAAACCACAUAUGUAUUCACCUGCUCUUGCCCUGCUCCUGCUGACUUUCCUCUGCCUGAAGCCUUGGAUUGUUUUCCUCAAUGUAAAGGUAUAUAAUUCGAGCUUUUCUCUCUGUAUCUCUGAUAUUUCUACAUUUUCCUCUGCCACUUUCACAUCAUCUGUAGAUUUUAUUAAACUGCUGUUUCCUAUUCUUUCUGCAUCUCCUCCCUUAAUCUGCCCAGGAGCUUAGAAGGUGGUGGUGAGCUCAGAUCCUCCUUUGCUAAAUCUCUUCAAAGCUGAGCUGUUCUUCCCCUCUGGGCUGUUUGGCCUCAGGUCCACCAGGGACCCCUGUGCUUACACAGGAGGGGACAGGCCAGAGCUGAAUGGUCUUGCAUCACCAUCACCAUCACCAUCACCAUUGCUGCUGCUCUGCAGGUCUGUGUCAGUGCAUGUGCAGUUAUGCUGGCUGCACCCCCUCUGCCGGCACCAGUGGUCCAGCAGUGACUGCCAGCUCCACCAGCCUGCACGUGCUGACAGGCCACAGCUGCCUGCACACCAGCUGUUUUGCACAUCUGGGCAUUUCUGUGAAGAGGCGUGACUGUGCCCAGCUCGCAGCUCCGUGCUGCCUGCAUGUCAAUGUGAAUCCUGUCCCCUCCACAGCCCUUCAAAACAUGCCCCAAGUGCCUGUGACUUGUGCCAGAGAAGGUGAUUGACUGUGGGCCACGACAGCAACCCAAGGAGAUAAUGGCUAAGAACAGGCUGUGCCUGAAGAUGGUGGCUGGGUGUCCAGCUGCCCAGAGAGACAGCCUGUACUGCCCAAUCACUGACUCCCCUCUGCAGCACAGGUGCUGGUUUGUUUCUUGGUUCCUGUGUUGUGUGUGGACAUACAUAAUAAAGUGUUAAAGAAGUUGAUGUUGAAGGCUGAUACUUGAAUGCAGGCCUCUCUGCGGAGCAAAGGUGUCAGGGCUGGCCUCAGCCCAGGGCAGUAAUCACAACAGCCCAGGGUCCCUCGUGUGGCUGUGGUUUUGGAGCACCAGCUACUGGUGUCAAUGCCGCUACAGCCCCAAAAAUGCAUGUACUUCUUUCAUGAUACACUAUUCCCACCUCCAGAUCCAUAUUAAUCUCUCUCUGCUUAAGAACCCAGAUGUAUCCAGAUCCCCUUAACGCUGCUCUGGGAACCUGAGACCUCACUAUGCCCCUGAAAGAUGCUCGCAUGGAGCACACAAAGCCUCCUGAAUGUGUAGUGCUGGCUAGCUUGUUUACAGAGAAGCUGUUUCACCCUGUGGCAGGGCUGAGCCUCACACCUGGAACCAGUCUGCCUGCAUACCUGCUCCUGCUCCAGCCAGCCUCAGCCAGGCCCUCAUGGCAGCUUCCUGGGUGAACCCCUGGAGAAGGAUCCUCCUUUUCAUGCUCUGACCCCUUGUAUUCCCAGCUCUGCAUGCCAGAUGUAUUUCCCCCCAAACAUGAGUUGCCAGGUUCCUGUCUACUUGCGCUGCAGCUGCCUGAGGGCAGAAAAUGCGCACACACACACACACACAGAUGCAUACACACAAGAAAAUCUGCCAUGUCUGCUUGGCUAAAAAAUAAACAGGUGGACUUAUGAGCAGGGUCAAGGUAGACAAGCCAUCCAACCACUAAGUGCUGAGGGACUGGUGAGUAAGAUCCUGGACAAAUAAGCCUGGGCACUUGUAUUUUAACUUCUUUUAAGACAUCACCGAGACUAAAAAGAAAAGACUGCAUCUAGCAUGAAUUCAUGUGAGACUGAAAAGCAUGUUGAAAAGCCCAGAAAAUACCCUACAAAUGAUAACUGAAAUGCUCUUUCCCAGCCUUCAGAUUUAAAUCUCUUAGCCAAAAGAUAUUAGAAACUUCCAAAAAUACAGUGUAUAGUGUAUUUUCAUAGGUAGCUGAUGAGCCCAGAAGGCAAAUUAUGAGACAGUAACUGAAAAAGUAAAGUUCACUUUAUAAAUAUGGCAUUUAAGAGCAAAAGCUGGCUGACCACUGAAAGAAGCCAGCAGGUUUUCCUCCUGCUCAAGGCUUCAAGUGGCACAUUUGCUCUCUAGCCUGUCUCAUCCAUCCAAUGCCUGACCCAUUUUUCCCCUUUGGUUUGCAUUCUCUGAGGUGUAUUAUUUACCCCUUUUAUACAUUGAAUGUUUUAAUGAGUGGAGAAAUAGAAAGGCAGUUAGCAGUGAAAUAGAGAUUUGAAGGAGGUGGGAGAAUUAGCUGUGUGGCAGACCUUUGAGAAAUGCUGUCCUGUGUUAUCUCAUGCUCUGGAGCAUGACGAAGAGAUUCCUGAGCUAUCAGGGAUGGUAAUGACUGGGCUGUGCCCUGGGAAAUCUUCCCAAUUGGGUGGUACCAGCCUUAUGAAUCACUUACUAAAGGUGAAUGCCACUGCUGCUCCCUGCUUUUAACUCCAGAGCAACCCAUGAAGGCACGACCAACUCCAGCAGAAAUAACUUGCAGUUACCCGUCUCUCAUGUGCUGUUCAUCAUACCACAAAGAUGACAGGAAUGUAAAAAUUAUUGCAUUCGUACAACUCCACUGUUGAAGAGACACAUGGAACUCUGUAAUGGGUGCUGGGGGAGAGGGUCACCUUGCCCCAGCGCAUGGGCCUGGCACUGCAACUGGCAGCACUGACGAGUUUGCUCAGUUCUGCAGAGCUGACAGGGGAAAGGUGUCUUUUAGCUUGUCUUCCUGGAGAGGAAAGAGAGAAAAGAAAGAAGGGCCGUAGCUGGAGAGACAUGCACAGAAACCCUGUGAUGGUGCACCAGGGCUGCCUGCACCACAGCAGGUGAAAUAUUUGUAUGGACAAGAGGACUCAUUGUGCCACAGAUGUGGUC
Motacilla alba alba is the source of this 5858-nucleotide messenger RNA. It is a transcript of the gene TMEM125, whose product is annotated as transmembrane protein 125. The record is from RefSeq and is a predicted model, not a curated record. The coding region runs from base 722 to 1384 and encodes 220 amino acids. The transcript has 3 exons. Lineage: Eukaryota; Metazoa; Chordata; Aves; Passeriformes; Motacillidae.